AUGAUAACCAAUACCUUUGCACAACCUGGCAGAGCGGCCGGUCUUACAAUGGAAGAAAUUACAGAUAAAGUUGUGCAGAGAAAUGCCACAGCAGAUGGUUUACAGUUACUAAAAAUAGAUGAGAGCAAUGACGUCCCGAUAAAUUGUCGCAAUCUUGUUGCACUUGUGAUAUGGCCAUUACAAGAUUUCCAUUGGUAUCGACUUGACAACAAUACACAAUUCUCACAUAAGCCAGGGCAAGGUAGAGUCAGAGACGGAGACGAGAAUUCAUGUUGCAUAGCAGAUCCUCGCAAAUGUAAUGUAGAUCCAUACACAUUCGUCACAUUCAUGAAAACUGACCCUGAACUGGUAUCCAUUGACUAG
Mytilus trossulus (common blue mussel) is the source of this 363-nucleotide messenger RNA. Its product is annotated as insoluble matrix shell protein 1-like. The record is from RefSeq and is a predicted model, not a curated record. Bases 1 to 363 code for a protein of 120 amino acids. The transcript has a single exon. Lineage: Eukaryota; Metazoa; Mollusca; Bivalvia; Mytilida; Mytilidae.